Messenger RNA from Brassicogethes aeneus, 927 nucleotides. Lineage: Eukaryota; Metazoa; Arthropoda; Insecta; Coleoptera; Nitidulidae. The record is from the annotation of a GenBank genome assembly.
UGGUGUGCUUGGUGUGUGGGAUCUGAAAUUAGUCACAAUAGUAAAAUGCCAAUUUCCUGAGAGUUUACUUUUUUAAUUUUGGAAACAUAAAUGUAGACAAUAAAAUGACGGUAGUAGAAUUUUUUGGUUGUACGUUUUUGGCCUUCGGGCCCCCUUUCGCCAUGUUUGUAUUAACCAUUGCCCACGACCCUGUUAGAAUAAUUAUUUUAAUUGCUGCGGCCUUUUUCUGGCUGCUUUCCUUACUACUAUCGUCAAUGUGGUGGUUUAUAGUCAUACCAUUAAGAAAAGAUUUGGUGUUUGGGGUGGUGUUUUCUGUGCUGUUCCAAGAAGCCUUCAGAUUUUUAAUAUACAAGAUACUUAGAAGAGCAGAGAAUGGCUUGAAGAAAAUUACAGACGAUAGUGUUACUUUAAUAGAAAACAAACACAUUUUAGCGUAUGUAAGUGGAUUAGGGUUUGGAAUAAUAAGUGGAGCUUUCUCAAUUAUCAAUGUAGCAGCAGAUGCUAUUGGUCCAGGAACUAUGGGGCUCAAAUCUGGCACUGAAAUGUUUUUCUUGACUAGUGCAGCAACAAGCUUGUGUUUUAUACUUUUACACACGUUUUGGAGUGUUAUUUACUUUAAUGCUUGGGACAACAACAACAGGCUGCAAGUGGGAUUUGUAGUCAUAUCCCAUAUCAUAUGCUCAUGUCUCACAUUACUCAACCGUUACCAAGUAUACUCUGCAUCACUGAUUCCUUUGUAUGCAAUGGUGAUUUUAACUGGGAUAAUAGCAUUUAAAACAGCUGGUGGCUCAUAUUCGUCCUUCAAAAACUGUAUUCUCUUUAAAUAGAUUUGUAUAAAAACUAAAUAAUUAAGUUAUUUUAUAAUGUUAAGACUUUAAUUUAUAUAUUAAUUUUAUAAGUAUCUAAUAAUACAAAUUUUUGCCAAAA